AAAACAUUUGUAGCCAAUUUUGACUGUGGAAUCUGACGGAUGUAUAAUAAAAAACUGUGGAAACCGGUGGGUGGGGGUUGUCAAACUUGGAUUACCGUACUUCAUGACUAUGCCUGGCCCAGUUUCCCGGCCCGCUUCAACUCAGUUCCUGUAACUUUAGCUAGGGACGCAUCCAGGUUAGAGGCACUGGGAUGGCGGAGAAGAGCCCUGACUUAAGCGGCUCAGUUGACCAGUGUCCCGCCCUGUCUCCGGAACAGAGAAUGCAAUCACCUGGGAUCGGGGCAUCCAAAUGGGUCCGUCUGAAUGUCGGUGGGACAUACUUUCUCACUACGAGGCAAACGUUGUGCCGAGACUCAAAAUCGUUCCUGUACCGUCUGUGCCAGGCCGACCCCGACCUCGACUCUGACAAGGAUGAAACGGGUGCCUAUUUGAUAGACCGGGACCCAACGUACUUUGGUCCAGUGCUCAACUACCUGAGGCAUGGGAAACUGGUGCUCAAUAGAGGCCUUGCAGAGGAAGGUGUACUGGAAGAGGCUGAAUUCUACAAUAUCCCUUCUUUGAUCAGGCUAAUUAAAGACAAAAUCAGGGAGAGGGACUGCAAAACAGUUCAGCUCCCUAUAAAACAUGUCUACAGAGUAUUGCAGUGCCAAGAAGAGGAGCUAACACAAAUGGUUUCCACCAUGUCAGAUGGUUGGAAGUUUGAGCAGUUGGUCAGUAUUGGCUCCUCAUAUAACUAUGGAAACGAAGACCAGGCAGAGUUCCUGUGUGUUGUCUCUAAGGAGCUACAUAACCAGUCAUACGGCACAAGCAGUGAACCAAGUGAAAAGGCCAAGAUUCUUCAAGAACAAGGCUCUCGAAUGUGAAGAGGCUGUUCAGUUCUUAGGAUUGCGUCCUGCUAUGAUGUCCAGAUAUAAAGACACAAACUACAUCACAUUCUGAGGAGCGUUAUGGCACGCUGAAGAAGCUGGCUAACUGCAGUCUAUACAUUGUACACACCAUUUUUCUUUCAGACAUCAAAUCAAAAUGUGCAAUCGAUAGCAUUACUUGGUUUUGGGGCCUACAUAGUAAAACUGGACUGUAGAUUUUCACACAGAGAGAAGGGCCUUAUCACUUAUCAUAUUGUCCACAGCAUUUAAACUUGGUCCAUCAUUUACUCAGGGUCUCUAAUAGUGUUUUGGAAGAUGCAUUAGGUGUGCACUGUCUGGUGGGACAUUAUUUCAAACAUCUGUGCGUACUACAUUAUGCCAGUCCUUCACAUACAAAAAUCAAACCUCUGAGAAAUUAAUUGGAAAGCAUGUUUUAAAAGUUAAAUAUUUAAGACUAUUUAUAUGGAGUUGUAUAGAUUCAUACUGUCUUGUUAGAGGCGAAGACUGUAUUGACAGUUUAUUUAUUUUUUACAUAUCUUUAAACCAAUUAUUUAUGUCCCCUUCCAAAUAUCCCUUCAACCUGCACAUGAUCAGUUUUCUGGAAGGAGGACAUUCUUAUUACUACUUCUACCAGGGUUCUUGUAUGAUAAUGAGGUUGAAGUGAUGUUAGGGAAUGCCAGAUGUUAAAGGACUAAAACUUGUCUUCCAUCCCUGGACUCUGGCGUGUUUUAGUUGGGUUACCUGUUAGGCAGCCACUAUGGAACUGGAACACAUUGUUAUAUUUUAGAGGACAUUAUACCUAGAGCCAUUUGAUAGGCACAUUUUUUUUCACAUUGACAUAUGACAUUGACUGUUAUUGGCUGGUGUUGCAAAGGGCCUGUUUUCCAUUUUACGUGAGAAAGAAAAGCAUUUUUGUCUCUUGCAUGAAUUAGUGCAUAUCUGCUUGUUUGUGUGUGUAUACACAAUCCUUACGCUUCUGCGGUUUGACUAUAUUGACCUUUGACAGGGCUGUAUACCAAGCAAAAUUACACCAAACUGGCAGUUUUCAAUCAUACAAGUUCUAAGAUAAAAUGCUUUGGUCAUGUACUGAUGAAAAGAUUGGAUAUUAUAAUCGGUAGUCAUUACCAUGGUUCAAUUUGUAGAUGGUUGAGCUACUUAUUGAAUACAUUAACAUUGUCAGUAUAUGAAAACAUUUCUUUUGGAAAAUGUUGCCUUUGUUCAAUGACCAAAUCAAUGUCUGAAUUUCAACUUUAAUCUGAAUUUCUUUUGUCAGGGAUAAGGAAAUUCGGUAGUCUACAUGCAUAUCUAUGAGGAGUUGUACGUAGAGAAAGUAUAAUAAUAUUCAGAUGUGUUAUCAGUGUAUGCUAUUUCUUCCUAACACACACAGGGCUUUAACUAGUGGAAUACAAGCUAUAAUCUCUGUAAAGGUCAAUUGGACCCCUCCUGUUGCCUGAUCAAGGUAAAG
Molecule: messenger RNA, 2331 nt
Organism: Salvelinus sp. IW2-2015
Lineage: Eukaryota; Metazoa; Chordata; Actinopteri; Salmoniformes; Salmonidae
Product: BTB/POZ domain-containing protein KCTD5
Biological process (GO): proteasome-mediated ubiquitin-dependent protein catabolic process; protein homooligomerization
Cellular component (GO): cytoplasm; Cul3-RING ubiquitin ligase complex
Molecular function (GO): cullin family protein binding
Source: RefSeq, a predicted model, not a curated record